Messenger RNA from Gymnodraco acuticeps, 3177 nucleotides. Its product is annotated as desumoylating isopeptidase 1-like. Gene Ontology annotation, molecular function: peptidase activity. Bases 110 to 616 code for a protein of 168 amino acids. Gene Ontology annotation, biological process: protein modification by small protein removal. The transcript is spliced from 6 exons. NCBI's taxonomy places the organism in Eukaryota, Metazoa, Chordata, Actinopteri, Perciformes, Bathydraconidae. The record is from RefSeq and is a predicted model, not a curated record.
GGAAGUGUUUUUGUAUGAGAUCCUCCCGGUCAGCUGUGCGGUUAAAUAUCCGUCGCUUAGCCAGCCAAGAAACACAUUAAAUAAAAAAAGCUAUUUUAGGUUUUACAUUAUGGAUAAUAAUGUAACGCGAUACAAUGUUCAGCUAUAUAUUUAUGAUUUAUCGAGAGGAAUGGCGCGCAGCCUUAGUCCCAUCAUGUUAGGAAAGCAACUGGAUGGUAUAUGGCACACAGCUAUAGUGGCAUACGGUGAGGAGUUCUUCUACGGAGGGGAGGGGAUCUCCAGCUGUCCGCCGGGUGGGACGAUGCUGGGUCCUCCAGACACAGUGGUGGAGCUCGGAGAGACCGAAGUAACUGAGGAGAUCUUCAUGGAGUACCUCUCUUCCCUGGGAGAAAGCACAUACAGAGGAGACAGGUAUCGCCUGUUUGAGCACAACUGCAACACCUUCACCAACGAGGUGGCUCAGUUCAUGACGGGCAACUCCAUCCCAUCCCACAUCACCGACCUCCCAUCAGAAGUCCUCUCCACACCGUUCGGCCAGAUUCUGCGGCCGAUCCUGGACUCGAUCCACAUCGCCCCUCCAGGGGGGAACGUCAUCAACCGGGGGAGAAACGCGUAACCUGAGAGCCGCAGAUCCCCGUGCGCUCACAAGGUCACUUUUAUUGAAGUCAGACAGUCAAGAUAAUUGUCUUUCUUUCUCCUUUCCUUCUGUACAUACAUUACACACUAUAGCAUUUAAGCUAAUGGCCAUUUUGGAAGCUAUUACUGACAAGUGUUUUCUUAAAAAUUAAUAAUUUACACCUCCUUAGGAUCCACAUGAUUUAGUUAUUUAUUAUUAAAGGGGAAUCUGGAAUCAAAUUCAAUGUACUUGUAAAACACAGAUGAAGUUUUGGGUUUUCUAGCAUAGCAGGAUAACAGAUGCUUUUUAACACUUAAAACUGACUUUAAUGAAUGUUGCCUUCUUAUAAAUACAUCUAUGGAAAGUCAGAUGUCCAAUUAAGCUUUUUUCAGAAGUAAAAUAUAACAGACAAAUGUAUAUUAAAGAUUUGGAGCACUGUGGCGUAACUUAGCAUUUUCAUUUUGCAAGAAAUUGUACUUUUACUCCAUAACAUAUAUAACAUAUUGCACUUUUUACUCUAUAACAUUUAUCUAUAGGCUGUAAUCACACCACCUACAACAUUAAAAUACCUCUUGCGCAUUAGUGCAUCCAACUUAGGAAGUACAAUACAUUUUAUACAAAAAAGUAAAUAGUGUUCCUUUACACCUGGAACUAGUUUAAUUCCCAUUUUGGUGUUAAUUUAAUAAGAUUUUACUUCUGUAGUUUAGUUAUUUAAUAAUUAAUGUAAUUGUUUUACACUGACAUGCAUAUCAGAUAUAUGUAGUGUACACUUUUGCAUAGAUAUAUUUAAUAUAUUCAAUUAUAUGAAGGCUGUUUGAAGGAACAUCAGGAUGAAGAUAGCUGAAGGAUCUUUUAAUGUCAACAAUAUUUACAUUUUGCACUUUUAUGAUUGUUUUGUCUAUUGUUCUUUGGUAGCCUGAAGUUAAAUGUCCAUCAUUGACCCUUUUAUACCUGUAAUAUGUGUCAAGUUCAACUGACAAGAUAUGAUUUGAUUUGUUGCAUCUUUUGUGAUAAAGCAGGUUGUUGACACCUAACUCAUACUGCAGUUACAAUAUAUAGAAAGGUGAUGGGGAGAAAACCACAUGUUGAGUAUGUGUCAUUAUAGCAGGACUGGGAUCAGUUCACUUUACAUUUGAGUUAUUCCUACGUAUAUCAUCUCUGCCUGAAACGCCUCCAUUGGACUCCUUUGUUUACUUCCUGAACUUAGUGACAUCACUACAUAACACUUGCGCUUCUAUUGGCUAGCGGCUAGUGCUCCAACACAUUGUACGUGAUAGGCUAAGCGGCGGGACAUCUCUAAGCGGUUGACCAAUCACAACAGAGCCGGACAGCUAACCAAUCAGAGCAGACUGGGCUCUGGUUUCAGACAGAGGGUGAAAAGAGGUGCUGCAGCACAGACAGCAUGAGAGUUAUAAAGAGCUUUUUGAACAUUAAAGCAUGGAGACAUGUCCCAGGAGAGACACUAAGUACAGAUAUGAACCUGAAAAUGAUCUUAAUAGGGCCCCUUUAACUUAUGUCUCAGAUAUUUAAGUGAACUGCACCCCGGUCCUGUUAUAUGACAUGAGUCGUGCCUCUUUGCCACAGGGAGAUGCUGAUUAUAAUUACAUUUUAUUAUACCCUUUUUUUUGUUGCCAUGUGUAUUAUAAAAACUGCUCAUCCACAUAUUUUAAAUACAACUUGUUUGCAUCCUUUGACAGCCACCAGAGUGUGUUGCAUAUACAAUGCACCUCUGUGCCUUCAUUUCCCUCCGCCUGGUGACAGUAUCACUGUUAGGAGCUGGCAUGUUGUUUUGUGCAGCACAGAUGGUAACUCCCUGUGCUGUCUGCAUUCAAAUCUGCUAGUUAGGUUACUGUGUGGAGCUCCAGAAAACGUACACAAAUGAGGUGAAAGUGGGUAGAAGUAGUGAGAAAAACUUAAGUAGUUCAGCAACACUCACAGCCUAUAAUAUCAGUGCAUUAUACACGGCCAUCAGAAAGAACAAAAACUGUCUAAUUUCAAGCUAAUUCAUAGUUUUGACAUAUUUAAGGUUUGCCUGAUGAAGACAGUGUUCCCCAUAUGAACCAUAUUGAACCUCGUGGAACGAUCAAACGGAAAAAAACAAGGAAAUAACAAAGAAAAUGACUAAACCAGCAUUAAAUGUCAUUGCAUCUUCCUGCAAUAAGCAAACAUCUCACAAAUGUUACCUUCCAAGCUGUGACCGUUAUCGUUUCUACCUUGCAGCGUUUAUAUUUCCAAACCUGAUAUUUGUAAGUAUUCGGCCACCGUUUGCCCAUCUAAGAGGCUUGAAGGCUCAAUUUAAUUUGCUCUCUUGUUAUUUUGCCUUCUGCCCACCAACUGAGAGACAUUCUGAGCAGACCAGUGAAAUGUAUUCCUGCACAAAUCACUCUGUUGAUCUGACGUGUGCUGGAUGCUACCUGUGAUGGGAAAUUGCAACAGAUAGUGCUGGAUAUUAUUCCCUAUUUAAUGAUUCUAACUAUAGUAUGUUUAUGCAUAUUGUUUGUGUCAUUGUUUUCUUUUGUAAAUCCACCUAAACAUAAAGCCAUUGAUUGCAAAUUUGAGAA